AUGGGCGGCGUCACGGUUUUCGUCCACAGUUCCGACUGCGAGCCCGGAAAGCAGCCGAAGGAAGGUGACGUUCUUACGAAAAACAACCCGGAGCAGAUGCAAGCGCGAAGUGUCAAGGGCUGUUCUGCAGCACGGACGGACGUGUGGGGUCAGCCUGCCUUCGCCGGGCCAGUGGAAGGCACAGGUGCAUACACAGGGUCUGUGAAAAACUUUGGCUCGAAGGGCUAUGGCUUCAUCGUCAUGGAAGACGGUGUGGAGAUGUUCUUCAACAUCAAAGACUGCGUGGGCAGCAAGCCAGUUGCAGGAGAUACAGUCAAGUUCGACAUCGAGGAGAGCCCUAUCAAGCCUGGCAGCAAGCAGGCGAAGAACGUCACCGGAGGAAGCCAGCCUUUGGACCCACCGAUGGGCAUGAAAGGCGGAUGGGGUCCCAUGUGGGAUGGGGGCAAGGGCUGGGGUGGCGGAUGGGGCUGGAAUGGAGGUUGGGACGGCGGCAAGGGCGCCUGGGGAGGUGGUGGCAAAGGUGGUCUCAAGGGUGGAAUGAUGGCUGCCGGGCCAUACGGAAAGGGCGGAAAGGGUAUGUGGUAG
This is a messenger RNA of Symbiodinium sp. CCMP2456, 585 nucleotides long. The record is from the annotation of a GenBank genome assembly. NCBI's taxonomy places the organism in Eukaryota, Dinophyceae, Suessiales, Symbiodiniaceae.